CGAAAACAUUGGUUUUGGUAUGGUUGUGUGUAAAAAGUAAAAUAGGAGCUUAGUUCCAAACCCUUUUGCUGUAAAAGUUCGGCAAUGUUUCUGAUGGAACAGGGGAAACAUCCCUGCUUUAUUGAAGUUUGAGUUAGAAAAUAUUUUAAUAAUAUGUACUUUGUUUGCACUGUUUCUGGAACGACACCAGAAGGAGCUUGGUUUGAUGGAAAGCAGCCUGUUUCUAAGAUGACUACGCGGCUAACUCAAUUUUACGAGUUCAACACAUACAAUGAAAUCUAUGACAGUUUUGUUGAGAUGGGUCUUCAAGAAAAUCUGCUGAAAGGAAUAUAUGCAUAUGGCCUGGAGAAGCCUUCUUUAGUCCAUCAACGAGGAAUUGUCCCAUUGUGCAAGGGUCUGGAUGUUAUCCAGCAGUCACUGUCUGGAACAACUGUGACACUUGCCUGUGGAGUUCUCCAGCGACUCGAUUAUGGAUCCACUGAAUGCCAAGCUUUGGUUCUUGUACCAACGCGUGACUUGGCACAGGAGACCGAGAAAGUUAUUGGAGCACUUGGUCAGUGGCUAGGUGUCAAAGCUCAUGCUUGUCUUGGAGGGACUAGUGUUCGUGAGCACAAGCAAAUUUUGUCCAGCAGCACCCAGGUUAUUGUCGCUACUCCUAGCCGCGCUCUGGACAUGCUGAGAACACGAGUGCUCUGUCCAGAUAACGUCAGAAUGUUUGUCUUGGAUGAAGCAGAUGAAAUACUCGCAGGAGGUUUGAAGAACCAGAUCUAUGAUAUUAUCCAGCUUCUCCCAGCCAAAAUCCAGUUUGCUGUAUUCUCUACCACCAUGUCCAAUGAAGCUCUCGAACUUUGCCGGAAGUGCAUGAAUAAGCCUAUGAAGGUCAUAGUGCCGAAAGAUGAAGAAUUGGAGGGUUUUAGUGUUAAGCAGUUCCAUGUUAAAGCUGAGGACGAAGAGUUGAAGUUUGAGAAAUUAUGUGAUCUUUUUGACACCAUGGCGGUCACGCAAAACAUCAUCUUUGUCAACGCACGUCGGAAGGUUGAGUCACUGGCCGAAAAGAUCAGUGGCAGGGGGUACACCGUCUCGGCAAGCCAUGGUGGUAUGGACCAGCACGCCAGAGAUGUUGCCGUCCAGGAUCUCCGGUCGGGAUCAUCCCGUGUCCUCGUCACCACCGACCUUCGUGGCGCCGACGCAUUGCAGGUACCUGUUGUCAUCAACUAUGAUCUGCCAACACAACCAGUACAAUACCUUCGUCAUGUUCGACGAAGUGGACAGCCUGGAGGGAUUGGUGUCGCAAUCAGCUUCGUUGCUCGUGCUGAUGAGCGUGUCCUGUCUGACAUCCAAAGGUUCUGCAAUACUCAGUUGGCAGAGUUACCCUCUGACGUCGCUGACCUCCUGUGAGCAAUUCCGUAGUUGGAUAUGGUGCACAGAUGGCUAUCUAGACUUCUUUUUUUUUUCUAUCGUUGGCCUGGAGAGCUGCGCGACAGCUCCAUUCUGUUGAAUUGUGGGAAUCGUCUUGUGGGAUUGAAACUUUUCGAGUUCUCCGGUAUUAUGUCAUGGUGGUUUGAAACUGAAUUGAAUGUGGUGCAAAUAGUUGUUUGAAAUGUUUUGUUGGUUCAUCUGUUGUUUACUAUUGUUAUAUUGUGUUGGUGCACAUAUGCUGCUAGUGAGCAACGUUAUGCACACAGGUUACAGAAUCCUUUAAACCAGAACAAAUAAUGCAGGUCAUGCUUGGAUUGAACUUUGGACCAGAUUACAUAUAGCAAGGUUUGGGUGUGAAUGUGUAGGUCACCUAUAAUAUCAAAGAAUGUUCUUCCACUGAAUGAAUCUGGUGUUAGUACUAGUACGAAAACGAUAAAAGUUAACUUGCUUCAGUUUGCAGGCAAUAACUACAGGCACUUCAAUCUUUCUGUUCUGUAUUUGUAUUAUAAUAGUAAUAUGUCAUGUAACAUGAGAAGUGAGGGUUAACUGAAAUAAACUUCUAAACACAAGACUACAUGUAAACACGAAUUUUCAAUCUUUGAUGUCCUUUCCCCUAGAGAAAUUCUUGGAUGUCCAUGUAGGUAUAGGCUGCAAGUCCCUUGUCAGACAUAAACACCACUUGCGAGGAGAACGAAAAGAGAUCCAAAACCC
Triticum urartu is the source of this 2130-nucleotide messenger RNA. Lineage: Eukaryota; Viridiplantae; Streptophyta; Magnoliopsida; Poales; Poaceae. The record is from RefSeq and is a predicted model, not a curated record.